Scylla paramamosain (green mud crab) is the source of this 1309-nucleotide messenger RNA. RefSeq lists its product as uncharacterized. Gene Ontology annotation, cellular component: extracellular region. Bases 123 to 1022 code for a protein of 299 amino acids. NCBI's taxonomy places the organism in Eukaryota, Metazoa, Arthropoda, Malacostraca, Decapoda, Portunidae. Gene Ontology annotation, molecular function: chitin binding. The transcript is spliced from 2 exons. The record is from RefSeq and is a predicted model, not a curated record.
AGACCGGGGAUUCUUAAAUAAAAGGAAGGCAAGAGGCAAUAGGGACACAUUGCAACACCUCACUGCUCACCUUCUGCUAAUCAAUCUUCAGUGCUUUCAUUGGUUCUACUUUCAGCGUCGCCAUGUACAAGUUUUUCCUGACGAUGGUUUUCAUGGAGUGUCUUCUCCCUGGGGUGUUCGCAAUCUGUGAGCCCAACUGCAAAGGGAAGGCCCCUGGUGACCAAGUGGCAGACCCCAAGAACUGCACCAAGUACUACAUCUGCAUGGUCGGUGAGAUUCCCUCCCACACUUCUCUCCCGUGCCAACCUGGUAACAUUUUUGAUCCAAUUCAAGAAGAGUGCUCACCUGGGAACACAUGCACGGCACUCUGUGUUCCCCCUGACUGCCACCUGACCUGUACUGAGGAAGUGGACCUCAUCUCUGACCCCAGUGACUGUGGCACAUACAGGAUGUGUUUGGCAGGUGUCGUAGUUGGGGAGCCACAGCACUGUCACUCAGACACGCCGUAUUUUAACGGGAAAUUCUGUGGGACUGAUGCAAGCCAAUGUUGCAGUGAGUUGUGCACGCCGUACUGCUACAAGAAUGUAAUCCAGGCGCCAGACCCUCAAGACUGUAAGGCGUUUUACAUCUGCCUGGAGGAGGGCGAGCCCAGCCAGGACAACCACUUCUAUUGCCCGAAUGAUGAGAUCUUUGAUAUCAGUUUGGGCCGAUGUACUCCCGACGCACAGUGCAGGCUACUGUGUGACGACAGCACAUCUGGCCCUACAGUUACUCCCUACACCACCUCAUCCACCGCUCCUGACGGCAUCAUCACAAGUACUCCAGGUGGAUGUAAAGACUCCCUGACUUGUAUCGAUGCUGGCUUUUUCGCCCAAUGCACCACGUGUCAGCCAGGUUACUUCCAGUGUAAAGGUGUGGGCCAGCAGGGUAUCCUUCACUCGUGUCCUGACGGUAAAGUCUUCAAUACUAAUGACAACGCCCCUUUCUGCAUCUCCCCUGAAAACUGUCCCUUCUUUCCAUAACACACACACCUGGAGAUUUAGGAACUUUUGUCAGGAUUUUCCAGUUCUUUAUUUCCAUAAAACUUUUUAUAUAUGAGAAAACAUAUAUGAUAUGUUUACGUCUUUGUACAGGUGACUCGGUUUACACCAUUUUAUUUAUUUUUUUUACAUAAAAUUGGUUUAACAUAACUUAAAAUAUAUUAAAUUUAAUUGAAUUUACAAAGUGCUUUAACUUUAGCGCUGUACAUCCGUAAAUACUGAAUUAAUCGCUGUACAUGCUUAAAUAUUAAAUAAAAGUUUUCCAUUUC